UGUUUCACACUGCAGGCACAUUCAAAGGAAUCCUGUUGUUGUCUGCCUGGAAAAACAGCACUGCUGGUGUUUGUGUCAUGGUGUGAGAGGGAAGUGCUGUCCCUGGACCUGACACAGGGCAUUUUUUCUGUGAGAUUCUGGUGAAGAAAAGCUCCAAGUGUCUCCAGUGGACUCCUGAGUCAUGUGCAUUGGACUGUGAACUUCAGAGUUAUUCAUUGACCAUGGAUGAGCACAGUGGAAAAAGGAAGUUCACUUCACACCAGAGUUUCCUUAGCCUGUGUGGGAUUUUCCUCCCUCCACAAGCAGUGGGUUAUAGAUGAGGAAAAUCUCUGCAGUGGGUGCAGGGUUUUGGGCUUCACCUAUUUCCAAUUAAACUGAAAAUAUCCAGGUAAAUAGGGAUCUGAUUUAUGUGUUGGAGAGGGACUGUUUAUAGGAGGAUGUAGUGAAGGGACAAGGGGGAAUGGCUGCAAACUGACAGAGGACAGAGUUAGAUUGGAUAUUGAGAUGAAAUUCUUGGGAAGAAGGUCCCUAUCCUUUUAGCAGGAGCUGGGAAGGUCAGCACAUCUCAGGAAGGGAUUACUCAGUGUAAAACAUGGCCAUGUGUGCUUAUCCUUGCUGAAAGAAUUGUUCUUAAUGCUGCUUUGUGGGUCCAAACCACAUCUUUCGAUGCAAGGGGGUGCUUCACCAUACUGCUGCUUUAUCUGGAGGCUUUAUUUAUUUAUUUGAGUUAAAACCUCUCCACAGCACCACAGGUCUCCUAGAGAGGAGGGCACAGGAAAACCAUUGUUUGGCCAUUGCAGGAAACCCAUUGUCUGGUCUGUCAAGGCAGGAAUGUCCCCCUCAGUCUUUGCUUCUGAUCCUUUUCCAGUGGACAAACACCUCUGCAGCUGUAGGACACCAACACUGAAGUGCAGUAGCAAAAUAAUCCUCUGAAGAAGAAGAAGAAGAAGAGGAUUAUUUGCAGGCUCAUUCUUCAGUAAUGGAUUCUUCUCUCUUAGUGCUUUAGUGCUCAUGGGCCAUUUGUUCUCCUCUUGAAAUUCCCAGAUCUCAACUGGGAGCAGCUGCAGAAGGGAGGGGAGUUGGGAAGCACCACAGAGAGCCAGGAGCCAACAAAUCAUCUCAGCACCUAAAUGAGGCAUUAAGUCAGAUCUAUUGCUCUGUCUGGAACCUCACCAGGGAACACAAGUGUUAGAAAUGGCAGAAAAGGUGAAUAACUUCCCACCACUCCCCAAGUUUAUCCCUCUGAAACCAUGUUUCUACCAGAAUUUUGCUGAUGAAAUUCCCAUCGAUUACCAGUUCCUGGUGAAGAGAAUCUAUCAUGUGUGGAUCUUUUACUGCAUCACGCUGGCCGUGAACCUCAUCGCCUGCCUGGCCUGGUGGAUUGGGGGAGGCUCUGGGGCCAACUUUGGCCUGGCCAUCCUCUGGCUCAUCCUCUUCAGCCCCUGUGGUUACAUCUGCUGGUUCCGACCCGCCUACAAAGCCUUUCGGUCGGACAGUUCCUUUAAUUUCAUGGCCUUUUUCUUCAUCUUUGGGGCUCAGUUCCUCCUCACGGUCCUGCAGGCGAUCGGCUUCUCCGGAUGGGGAGCGUGUGGAUGGUUGGCAGCCAUCACCUUCUUCAGCACCAGCGUGGCAGCUGCUGUGUUCAUGCUGUUCCCUGCCAUCAUGUUCACCAUGUCAGCAGUUGCCAUGUGCAUCUGCAUUAUAAGGGUACACAAAAUCUACCGAGGGGCUGGUGGAAGCUUCCAGAAGGCUCAAGAUGAGUGGAACAGCGGCGCAUGGAGGAACCCUCCCAGCAGGGAAGCCCAGUACAGCAAUUUUUCUGGGAACAGCCUGCCAGAGUAUCCCACAGUGCCCAACUACCCCUCUGCAAACCAAUGGCCUUAAGCAGCAACAGCUGCAAACUGCCUGGAGUCUCUCCUUUUUGGUCUUUUUAUUCUUGUUCUUGGAAAAGAUCUUUUGCAUUCCCCCCCAAGCACCCCACUCAUCUCGAGGACCUUCCUGGUUCUUGUCUCCUGAUCCCUGAGGAAUAUCCUGCUCUCAGCCCUCCCACCUCCACUGCACUGCACGGCCAUGGCAGAAAGCUUUUUGUUUGCCUUGAGUCACCAGUAUUUGCCUCGUUGCAGACUGAGAACAAACCCUUCACUGCCCUUGCUUGAGGGAAUCCUCUCCUGAGCAUCCCUGGAAAAGGCUCAGCUUCCCCACGAUGGCAACACUCCCACAGCUGCUCCUACCCCUGCUCCUGCUCAGCUCCCAUGGAAUGCCCAGCACAGCACCACACCUUCUGUAGCAAAAGCAAUCAGAGCAACUGGUGUUUACUCUCCUGGAUGAAUAAUGUGGAAUUUUUCACUCUAAGGGAAAUGCAGCACUUAAAUUAUUUGGUACUGGUGAGGCUGAAGUGAUUUGUGAAAGCUCCACCCUCCGUGGGAGGAUCCUGCAGGUAACAGAGGUGCCCUGGGUGAGUCCUCGGAUGGGAAACCCCACAAGUCCUCCUUGCCUGGCUCAGACUGUUGUGAUGCUGCAGCUCUUGCUUUCCCUGCUGCCAAAACCUCUUGCUGGAUCUGUGUGUUCCAAAGGUGCAGAUUCAUCUCCUUAGGUCCAUGAUUGCUUGCUCAAGCCUGAAUCAAAGCCCAGUGGAAACCAGUGCAGAGCUGACACUGGGCCUUGGUGAUGCUCACCCUGGGGCUCAGCACAAGAUUUCCCCACCAUGAAACUUCCAGCCAGGUUUUGUGCUGGAUGCAAAAUAAUGAUUGAUCUCAGUGCUGGAGCCCCAGUGUGGUUUGGAAAUGCUUCUGUUACAAUGAAUAGUUUAAUUCUGCCUUCUGCUGGUGUAGCUGAACUCCAGAUAUUACAGUGGGGUCUGGGAGACCAAGGGAAGCUUGUUAGUCCUCAUGGCUGCUGUUGGCUGGCAGGAUUUCCAUGAGAGAGAGAUUCCUGCCUUUCUCCAGCCAUCAGCUGAAGGGAGGAUGAAGCUGUUGAGAGGGAUUGUUUUCCCUGAGGUUAUCCUCCACCUUGUCAUUCAUCUCCAUUCUGUGCAUGAGCCAUCCAAUUCCCUGUGUCCUACAGCGACCCAGGCAGCAAAGGCUGCAGUUUCCUCUUCCCCCUUAGCCUGCUGUGAAUUUUUUAAAACCUGUCUAAACUGGGAGGUCAGUUCCCAAUUUUUUUAUAGGGAGUGAGUGUUCCAAGUCUUUGGCUCUCAAAGUUUUGGCCAAUGAUCCAGAGUGCUCUAUUUGGGAGACCAAGGAGGGGUUGGGCACCCUGGGGAUCAGACCCAGAGCCUGCUGCCUUGGCAGGCUGUUGUUGGGGUUAUUCCAAAUUCCCAAAUUCACACUGAGCAACUGGAAAACAACACUGGCUCCUGGAAAGGGACAGGGACAUGGUACUAGCUAGGUGGAAUUGAUUUGCAAGUGAUCUUUUGAAAUUUUUUCUCUACAUGUGCCUUAUCUAAUGAAAUCACGGCUCACAGAGGAGAGCUCCUGCUUGCCCCUGCAGAAUUUCCCUGUUAACUUGUCCUGUGUCAAACUGUAAAUAAUGAGGGAAGCACAGCCUGGAGUCUGCAUGACCCCUGUGUUACCAGGGCCAAAGCAAAAACCACCCCAGAUUUCCCCAAAUUUCCCCAAAUUUCCGUUUACAGCCACACUGACCCCCCUGCACUGGCUCUGGGACGUGCUCCCAACACCAGGGGUUUUCCUGGAGAGUGUGCAAUGUGCUUGGCAGGAGGAGCUCUUGGAGCCUUCUGAACAGAACAUGACCUGAUGGCAUUGUGAAGCUUUUAGGUGCCUUUGUCUAAUGUCAGGUGUAAUUUUAAGUGUUCUUUGUCGCUUGCCAUCGGAGUGAUGGAAGAACU
Molecule: messenger RNA, 3844 nt
Organism: Melozone crissalis (California towhee)
Lineage: Eukaryota; Metazoa; Chordata; Aves; Passeriformes; Passerellidae
Gene: SCAMP4
Product: secretory carrier membrane protein 4
Exons: 8
Coding region: 1195-1884 (229 amino acids)
Biological process (GO): protein transport
Cellular component (GO): trans-Golgi network membrane; recycling endosome membrane
Source: RefSeq, a predicted model, not a curated record